Messenger RNA from Drosophila novamexicana, 2059 nucleotides. It is a transcript of the gene Sp1, whose product is annotated as transcription factor Sp9. The record is from RefSeq and is a predicted model, not a curated record. The coding region runs from base 1 to 1947 and encodes 648 amino acids. The transcript has 3 exons. Gene Ontology annotation, molecular function: RNA polymerase II cis-regulatory region sequence-specific DNA binding; DNA-binding transcription factor activity, RNA polymerase II-specific. Gene Ontology annotation, biological process: regulation of transcription by RNA polymerase II. Lineage: Eukaryota; Metazoa; Arthropoda; Insecta; Diptera; Drosophilidae.
AUGCUAACGGACAUGACACCGACCGCCGGUCAAUUGUAUGGCUCGCAGAUUCCAGCUAUGGCAGGCAUGAACAUUACUAACAUAGCGACACAUUUGCAGAAGCCGCAAGUAAAUCCGGAUCAUCCCAGCUUAAGAGGUACUCCGCUAGCCAUGCUGGCCGCCCAGUGCAAUAAGCUGUCGAACAAAUCACCACCGCCGCUAGCUGAUGCGGCCGUUGGCAAGGGGUUCCAUCCCUGGAAGAAGAGCCCACAUUCCCCUGCAGCAGGCAGCACUGGCGCACCCGGUGGCGGCGCAUCGAGCCUUAGCGGUAGCAGCAGCGUCGGACAGCACUCCCCUUGCGCAAUCUCAGCAGCAAGCUCGUCUAGCUCCACUGGCAGUGGAAGCGGAGGAGGAGGUGGCGGAGGUCAAACAUCACGCAGCCUCUCGUCCAGUGCUAACAGCAGCACCAUGGUGAACAUUACUGCUAGUCGUCCGCUCGCCUCGUCUUGCGCGGCCGUGGGCACCUCGGCCUCCGCAUACGGCAGUGAUUUGUACUUUCCCAACACAUCCACAUCGUCAGGCAGCAUGGUGGCGGACAAUCAUCACAUGCAUCAGGGGCUUUUGGGCAAAGUUGAGGGAGCCGCCUUUGGUUCAGUCUACUCGCGCCACCCGUAUGAUUGGCCGUUCAAUGCAGUGACCGCAUCCGCGCACAAGGCCGCUGAGGCAGCUAGUGUCAACUCGGGUUGGUGGGAUAUGCACAGCGCUGCCGCCGCCGGUAGCUGGCUGGAUAUGGGAAGCGCUGCAGCCGCUGGCAUGCACUCGACAAUGGCCAACUAUGCAAGCGCUGCGGCUGCGGGUACAGAUUACAGCUCUGCAUUGUCGCAUUCACUUUCGAAUACGGCACAUUUAUUGGGAUCCGGACAGCACUUACUGCAGGAUACAUAUAAAAGUAUGCUGCCAGGCCAGGGCGUAGGUGGCUUUUCGCUACCACACAGCUCACCUUCAGCGGCAGCCACUGCGGCUUCGCCACAAGCUUCAACCCCAUCAACACCUUCACCGCGUUCACAGCGACGAUAUGCGGGACGUGCAACUUGCGAUUGCCCAAACUGUCAAGAGGCGGAGCGCUUAGGACCAGCUGGCGUGCACCUACGUAAGAAGAACAUCCACUCCUGCCAUAUACCUGGUUGCGGCAAAGUUUACGGCAAAACGUCUCAUCUGAAGGCACAUUUGCGAUGGCACACCGGCGAGCGUCCCUUUGUGUGCAACUGGCUGUUCUGCGGCAAGCGUUUCACACGCUCCGACGAGCUGCAGCGGCAUUUGAGGACGCAUACUGGCGAGAAGCGCUUUGCUUGCCCAGUGUGCAACAAGCGUUUUAUGCGCAGCGACCAUCUGGCAAAGCACGUAAAGACGCAUAACGGCACAGUCCCCAAUGGCAUUAAAAAGGGCUCCUCGGAGUCGUGCAGCGACUCUGAGGAGGCAGCCAAUCAGUCGGGUGAGUCGAACGGGUUGGGCGGCGCGUCCAGUGGCCAACAGACGGGCGCAGGUGGUGGCGGCGGGGGUGGCUCCGCCAGCUCCAGCUCCGGCACCGGCAGCGCUGGCUCCGGUGCAGGCAACAGAGCUGGCAGCCAUCCCGGCACCCCAACCUCGCUGCAUGCGCAUAGCGCCUCCAGCACGUCCAGCAGUCUGCUGGGCGGCGGUCUGCACCUGGCCACGCCGCACCAGAUGGUCGCCGCGGGCGGCUCGCCGGUGAUGCUGCAUCAACAUCAGCAGCAACAGCACCAGCAGCACUCGCAUCAGUCAGCACAUCAGCAACAGCAGCAGCAACAACAGUUCUCUCAGCAGCAAUCACAUCCACAUGCGCACCUACAUCAUCAUCAUCAUCUGGUAGGUGCAUCAGCACCUAGUCCUGGUCUGGAUCAUCGACUGGAUCAUAGCGCUUUAGUCGACAUUAAGCCACCGAUGGUUUGAGGGUCGCUGGGACCCUUUUUGUUUACCAAUUGAGCAGAAAUGGGUUCCUGGACGCAGUUUAAAAUGAAGCUGCCUUGCGGGCAGCAUUGGGCAGAAUCAUAGUUAGUAGGAG